Molecule: messenger RNA, 1539 nt
Organism: Pestalotiopsis fici W106-1
Lineage: Eukaryota; Fungi; Ascomycota; Sordariomycetes; Amphisphaeriales; Sporocadaceae
Exons: 2
Coding region: 1-1539 (512 amino acids)
Source: RefSeq, a predicted model, not a curated record
AUGCGUUCAACGAUUGUCUCCGCUGCGUCGCUAGUCUCGCUCUUCGGGGUAAUUCCCGUCAGAGCAGCAGACAAUGACACUUACUGGCCAUGGCAGACUUACAAGUCUGAGCCCAGUCUGCAGCCGCCUGCGCUGGAGAUCACCAAGAAUGGUCCCGUCUCCCCGGGCUACCUCUUCUUUGACCAGAAUGGCAACUAUGGACACAACUACAGCUGCUUCAUCAUGACUGAUGAUGGAGACCUCGUCUGGCAGGGAGGCUACGGAGAUUACUCUGCCUUCAAGGCUCAGACCUUUGAGGGCAAGCCCGUCCUGACCUACUUUGAAGGUGUCACUUGGUCUGAGCCUUGGGGAUGGGGCUACGGUCUUGUCAAGGUCCACAAUGACCAGUAUGACAACAUCUACAACGUCUCGGUUCCUGGCACUCACUUCGUGACCAUCGACAUUGCCGACACUAGUGGCUUCGAAUCGUGGCUCGACAUGCACGAGGACCUCAUCACGUCCGAGGGCACCAUGCUGACCACGGCGUACAACGUCACGCCAGCCGAUCUGACCUCUGCCGGAGGCCCCAAGGACGGCUGGAUUGUCGACAGCGGUUUCUUCGAGAUUGACGUCAAGACGGAUGAGGUCCUCUUUGAAUGGUUCGCUUCGGACCACAAGGACCAGAUCCCCCUGGCUGAUGCCGUCGAGACUUACCCCCUGGACUACCUUGGCACGAACCAGACCUACCCCUGGGGCCCCUUCCACAUCAACACUGUCAACAAGCUUGACGAUGGUUCCUACCUCAUCUCGUCGAGACAGUACUGCUCGAUUUUCAUGAUCAACCCCGACGGUUCGGUCGCCUGGACGCUCAAUGGACGUCACGGUGGUAACUUUACUCUCGGUGAGGGACUCGACUUCUGCUACCAGCACGACAUUCGUAUCCACGCCAUCGAAGGAAGCCAGUACACCAUGAGCUUGUUCAACAACGACAACAAUGCCGACUUCUACGGCGUCAAUCAGACCACUGGUAUCUUCAUGCAGGUCGACGUCGAGAACUGGACUGCUACCUUGCUCCAGGAGCUCACUGACCCCGAGGACGCCAUCUACUCCCACUCCCAGGGUAACGUGCAGCUGCUCGACGAUGGCCAUGUCAUCAUGGGCUACGGCUCGACGCCUCGCAUCAAGGAGUACAACCCCGACGGCUCCGUGGCCAUGUCGGUCAAGUUUGGCCCGAGCGAGGGCACCGUCUUCUCUUACCGUGCCUACCGCCUGCCCUGGGUCGGCAAGCCCACCACCUCGCCCAAGGCUGUGGCAUGCAGCGACGAGAGCAACCAGACGUCCGUCUACAUGAGCUGGAACGGCGCCACCGAGUAUACCUCGUGGAAGGUCUACGCCGGUGCUUCCAAGUUCAACCUGACUCUCGCCGCCGAGGCUGCCCGAACCGGCUUUGAGACGUCUGCCGUCCUUCCCGCCGGUGUUUCGUAUGUUCGUGCUGACGCAUACAGCCUGAACGGCACUCUGGGCGCAUCCGAGGUCAUUGCCGUUGGAGGCCAGUGCUAA